Darwinula stevensoni is the source of this 1449-nucleotide messenger RNA. The record is from the annotation of a GenBank genome assembly. NCBI's taxonomy places the organism in Eukaryota, Metazoa, Arthropoda, Ostracoda, Podocopida, Darwinulidae.
AUGUGCGUGAUGCAGAUACCGAGUCCAUGCUACGCCUUCAACUAUCGGGAGACCGAUCGUUCCUGCCAGUUGAUUCUCAACGGGAUGAGCAGGCUCGUGGAAGCCAAGGGAUUCCAAUCCUACGUCCAGAUGCUUUGUCUGAGAGAGCAUCCCCCGAUCGAGAAUGCGGUGGUGUCCUUCGUAGGAUGGAGCGGCGAGUAUCCAGCGCCAGCAAGAGCCAUCGUCACGUUCCGGUGUGAUCAUCCGAAAGGGUUCUCGGAUGGAGCUCGUAUCCACAAGGCUGAAUGCGCCACCUUUAAUCCGGAUUCUUGGCACAUCUCCUUCAAGCCGGGUGAAGUGCAGUGUGAAAAAGUGCAUACAUAUCCAGAAUGUCGACGGACAGAAAAGGGCAGGGAAAACGUCGGAAGAGUGAGUGUGACGGAAUCGGGACGGAAUUGCCUCGACUGGAGAGACUACCCCUACGGACGACCGGAUGACUUCGCGGUUGAUGUCACGCUCGAUUACGAGGUUGAAGUUGGACGCCACGGCACCUAUGAGACCUAUUCUGAACUUCCUGGAUUACCUGCAAGGGACGUAUACUACGAGGUCAACUUUCUUAAUAUGGACUCCUGGUCUCACCACAACUACUGCCGAAAUCCCUCUGAAAGAGAAAGACUCUGGUGCUUCGUGUCCGACCCUAAAAUUCAAUGGGAAUACUGCGACAUACCAAUGUGCACGGACACAGUCCCUCCAGAGUGCAAAGUGACUCAACAGGGCGGCGAAUACAUGGGAAGAAAGGAUUUCACGAUCGCAGGCUUCCAAUGCCUGCCAUGGAGAAAUCGCGAAGUCGUUGAAAUUUUCCUCCUGGCAUUCCCGGAUCCCGAUCGCGUCGACGGGCAUCACAACUUCUGUAGAAAUCCGAAUAUGCAAAUGACCCUCUGGAACUAUUAUGAAUCCAACGUGGCUCAUUGGUGUUUCCUAGAAUCGGGAAAGGAUUCUUCAUGGGGUUUCUGCGACAUCCCAUUCUGCGAUCUGCGAGCUCAAGAAGACGAACUUCGAUUUUCAGACGAAGUGGACGGAAAACACGCGUAUUGUCGCAACCCCGGCUACCACGAAUUUGGCCCUUGGUGCUACAUCGGCCAGGACGACGAAUGGGAGUACUGCGACGUUCCAUACUGUCCCAUCCUCGACACAUGCGACAUUCGAUUCGAAGGGCAUUGUUUCAGCCCACUAGAAUGCAAAACGAAUAUAUCGGGGUUAUCAUACAUCGGAACGGAAAAUGUGACCCGCAACGGGCACAAAUGCUUGCCGUGGAUGACCUUAUCGGUUUGGAGACAAGUUAGUUUCCAGGAGCAAGACAAUUACGACCCAGAGGGUGCAUUUGAUUUUUGGUAUGAUUUACUGCGGAAAAUCCAGGACGACUUGCACCCACAGCACAACUUCUGUCGGAACCCGGUCCACGACGAAAAC